Messenger RNA from Tetranychus urticae (two-spotted spider mite), 1605 nucleotides. Its product is annotated as activating signal cointegrator 1. Gene Ontology annotation, molecular function: zinc ion binding. Gene Ontology annotation, cellular component: RQC-trigger complex; nucleus. Gene Ontology annotation, biological process: rescue of stalled cytosolic ribosome. The record is from RefSeq and is a predicted model, not a curated record. Lineage: Eukaryota; Metazoa; Arthropoda; Arachnida; Trombidiformes; Tetranychidae.
CUUCAGCUGUACUGACUGACUAACUCCAGGUUAGCAACUUGUGAAUUUGAACUGGCUUCAGAAUAUAAUCCUAGGUUUUUAACAAUCUGUAUUCGUGUUUAUUGCAUUUAGUUUAACUAUAAUAGUUAAUUUUUGUUAUUAACCAGAAUUUACUUACUUUACUUUGCUUGUGUCAUCCUAUAACCUGGUUCAGUGUCAUGGCCUUCUUUUAAUUUCCUCUUGUCAGAAUUCUGUACUGUGUACCAAAUUGGUGGAUAAAAAAUGAGUUCUGCGACAGGCAAAGAAAACUCUAAGCGUGGUGGUAAAAAGAAAAAUUUCACUCCACUUCUCGAUUUUGAUAACAAUGUGUUAUUACCUGGUCGCCAUCCUUGUGAUUGUGAAGCUUCUGCUCAUAAAUUGGUAAAUAAUUGUUUAUCUUGUGGCCGAAUAGUCUGCGAGCAAGAACGAGUUGGAGAAUGCUUCACCUGUGGAGCAUACGUUAAUGAUAAAGAAAUUGAAAGGCAAAAUCAAUUGGCUGCUGCUGCUCUUGCCGAUUCUCUUGCUAACAGUCAUUCCCAAGGAAAAGAAAACGAAAAAAAGAAGAAAAAUGACAAAAAUAAACGUGAAGGAAUUAGAAACAUUGCUGCAAGCUUAGAGAAAGCCGUUCAACAUAAAAAUAAAUUAUUGGAAUUCGAUAGCAACUGUUCUCAAAGGACCAAAGUUAUUGAUGAUGAAACAGAUUAUUUUAAACUUACAUCUCAACACUGGUUAAGUCAGGAUAAAAGGGAUAAGAUUGGUGCUAAAAUUGAUUACCUUCAAGAUAAAAAGUUCAGUAAAGAAAGGACAUUAACAUUGGACAUUGUUAAUCGUAGGUUUGAGGAAAAUGUGACUCCAGUGAUCAGUGACGUUGGAAAAGUUGUCCAAGAAUUAGAAGAAGAUGCUGCUUUCAAAUCUGACUACCAAAUUGUUGAUAGCAAACAUUUGAACUGCAACGAAAAAUUGCCUCGAGUUAAUUAUUGCCAACAAGAACAAAAAGCUAACACCAAUAAGAAAGGUAAACAAACCAAGCGAGAAAAGGCAUCUGAUACACCAACGUCAUCCUCCGUGCGUGUUUCAUUAUUCAAUCGUACUUCACUAAAAAUUCAGGAUCCAGAGUUGAUGGAAAUGAGUGAUUCCGGCGUUUGUUUAACUGUUCAACAGCCUUGGGCCUCUUUCAUCAUGGCAGGUAUCAAACUUCACGAAGGUCGAAGUUGGUACACUCAUUAUCGUGGUCGUAUCUGGAUUCAUGCGUCCGGAAAAGCUGUCACCCAAGAAGAGAUAACUACUGCUAAAAAGACUUUUGCUCUGAUGUCUGAUAAAAGGUUUCCCAUAGAUUAUCCAAGAUCCUUACUACUUGGAUGUAUUACGCUUAAAGAUUGCCUUCCACAAGAAGAUUACAAACAAUCUGUUGCUAAUCCAUACAUGGAAUCAACUUAUGUUUGGAUAUUGGAAGAUCCUGUUCCUUUAAAAGUAAAAAUUCCCAUGAACUCUAAGUCGAAUAGACUCUUUAAUCUAGACGAACAUAUCUUGAAAGCGGCAUUCAAGCAACUUGAUUUUAGUUGAAUAAAAAUAAUUUUUCAUUUGAUA